CGCUUCCGGUUCGAGCACCCGGAACCGCCGCCUCUAGGGAUGGACGGUCAGACUCUGCGGAAGGCUGACAGAAGCCGGUCCUGCUCGCGGGAGAAAAAAGAGGGUUCUACUAAGGACAUGGUGCCAGACUUUGAUGAGAAGCAUGAUGAGUAUUUAAUAUUGCUCCAGCAGAGAAACCGGAUCCUAAAGCAUUUGAAAACCAAGGACCCCAUGCAGUUGCGACUGGAGCACCUGGAGCAAGGCUUCUCCGUCUAUGUCAACGGGGCUAACUCUGAGCUGAGGACGUCACCCCGCAAAGCUGUCCGCCCCGACUUCGCCAGGAGUGCCUCCCACGCCGAGGGGACCCACGAUCACGGGCGAAGACCCCUGUUUCGAGAAGUGGAAGAAGCUUCAGGACGCAAUUCCCGGACGGCCCCCGGGCACGUGCAGCGCCGCGGAUGGCACCAGAAAUCUGUGCAGAUAAGGACGGAAGCCGGCCCACGGCUGCACAUCGAGCCGCCCCUGGACUAUUCUGAAGAUUUGGAGCCGUGUGGGGAUGCAACCGUCAAGGCCAAGGACGCUUCUGGGGACUGCCCACAGGGAACCAAGUCUUCAACCGGCACCACGCCCUGUGAUUUUAAUUUCUCCUUUCUGAAUGCACAAGGCUGCCCUGACCCUGCCAGCAGAGUGGACAAAGAAAGGAUCCUCUUAACUAUUCAGGAUGUAAUGGAGCUAAGAAAAAGCCUGGAAUGUAGUGUCAAUCGACAAAGGAAACAAAGGGAUGGCUCCAGCGACGAGUAUGACUCUAUCGAAGAAGAUGUGCUCUCUGAGCCUGAGCCUGAGGAGCGGGUGCUGGGGGGCCACCCCAGAGAUGACCCCGUCCUUUCCAGCGGGGACUCAGUGCUGAAGGAUGUCCCCGGUGACCAGGAGAUGGAAGGAAACCCUCCCCAGGGCCCAGACACCCUCGUGGUGCUGGAAUUUAACCCAGCUUCCAAAAGUAAUAAGAAGGAAAGGAAUUUGUCUGCCAAGCGGAAGGACAACGCUGAGGUUUUCAUUCCCAGCAGACCCGAGCUGAACCUGAACCCCCAGCCCUCUGCUGUGCUCCCAGACCAGGAGAAGGCAUGUCCAAGACCCGGAAGCCGGAGAGAGAGACCCCUAUCAGCCACCCGAAAACCCGUGCACGAGGCUGAGGACCGAGAGGAAGACGCGUCGGCCGUGCUCAGGGCCAUCCAGGUGGAGAACGAGGCCCUGCAGAGGGUGCUCCUCAGCAGAAAAGGGGGGGGCCCCACUGGCCCGCUGCAGGACACGGAGGGACCACCGACAAAACCGUGGACCGGUCUCCUGAAGGGGAAGGAAGAGAGCCCCGAGUCCCUUCCAGCUCCCGAGGUGGCCAGUGGGACCAGCCGGACCAGCCCACAGGAGCCGACCAGGACAGUAGGGGGAGCCAGCGCUGUCAGCGAGGCCAUCGACAGAAUUGGCCUUCUGGGGGGCAGACAGCAGCAGAGGCUUCUGAAAGUCCUCCAGGCCAUCGAAAGCGACUCUGCCCAUCUCAGCAGGGCUGUGUCACCGACAGAGGAGCCAGUGCCAGGCCCAGAGGACAAACCGAGAACAAGAGGCGGAGAGAUCAAAGAUGCCAUCUACGUGACCAUGGAAAUCCUGUCCAACUGGGGCCACACGUCCUGGGUGGGUCUCACAGAAGUGGAGUUCUUUGACCAGAACGACACAAAGCUUUACGUGUCACCCCAUGAUGUGGAUAUCCGGAACACGGACACGCCCGGGGACCUGGGCCACCUGGUCAAUAGGAACUUGACUAGCAAGAAAGACCCCUCCUUGUGGAUGUGCCCCUUCCACCCGCCGCUGCAGCUCUUUUUUGUUAUCCGCAACACGAGCCGGCUGCAGGACUUUGAUCUAGCCAAGAUCAAGGUUUGGAAUUACUGGACAGCUGAUGGUGAUCUUGACAUGGGCGCCAAGAACAUGAAGCUUUAUGUCAAUAAAAAUCUCAUCUUUGACGGCACGUUGGACCGAGGGGGUGGAGAGGGCCCGGCUGACCUGAGCGUCCUUGUUGGCCCGAAGAACGAGAAGGAGGAGGGAAUAGAGAGGGCCCCCUGGGGAGACAGCAGAGAUGCCCCCAAGAUGGUGGGCACAGAUCGGGCGUGCUCCCAGCCAGCGGGAGCAGCCGUAGACGGGAAGGUUUCUCUCCAAGAAAAGCCGUUUGGUGAAAAGAUGCGUCCUUCCCAUUGCAUGAGAGACGAUUCAUCCAAGUUAAACGAAGACUCGAGUUUAUUAGCAGCACCAGCCUCGAUGGGCGGCGUGCCCUGGGCUCCCCGCCUCCGCCCAGCUGCGGAAUCCCCUCCCCUUGACCCAGAGCGCUCUCUGAUCCAACAGCUGGAAAACCUCCCGGGCAGAGAAGUCUCCGAGGCACCAGCAAAAACCCCGUCCUGGUUGCAACCUUCCGCCGCAGGGAAAGGCAGGACGCCGGGGGGCAGGAAGCCAAAGCCCCUCUGGCUGAGUCCUGAGAAGCCACUGGACUGGGAAGGCAGGCUUCCUUCCGAUGACCUCACUGACUCCAGGGGCGAGGGUCCUCGAGAGACUGAGAUCGGGGACAAAGGCCCCCGGCGUGAGCAAGGGCGAGUGAGCAGCUGGAGUGUCAUCGCUGGAGAGAGAGCCCAGAAGGUGACCCCCAAAGUCUGUGACGACUUGGGCAUCUUUAGCCAGCCCUCCAACAGAGAGCACCCUGCCGGUGGGAGGAGGGGCCCGAGGAAGGACGCCCUCAGCAGCGGUCCCGGUGACAGCCAGCCACCCAGCAGAGAAGAUGCCCGGUCCACCCAGACGCCGCCACGGCCCCGGAGGUGCAGUGAGCAGGACCACACGCUGCAUGAGUCCUGGGACUCCCUCAGUGCCUUUGACCGCUCCCACCGGGGACGCAUCUCCAACUUGGAGCUGCAGGGGGACAUCCUGGACGAGUUCCUGCAGCAGCAGAAGACGAGCCAGCACGGCGAGCCGUCGUCCCCACGGAAGGGGGAGAAGCUGGAAUCAAGGAGAGGCCGGGAGGACAGUCCCACGGAGACAGACGACGGCAGUGACUUUGAAAUCCCCGUCUUGCCUUACGGACAGCGCUUGGUCAUCGACAUCAAGUCGACGUGGGGGGACCGGCACUAUGUCGGCCUUAACGGAAUAGAAAUAUUCAGUUCCAGGGGGGAGCCUGUGGAGGUCGCCAACAUCCAAGCAGAGCCGCCCGACAUCAAUAUUCUACCGGCUUACGGCAAGGACCCCCGCGUGGUCAGCAACCUCAUCGAUGGGGUGAACAGGACCCAGGACGACAUGCACGUGUGGCUGGCCCCUUUCACACUGGGCAAGCCCCACACCAUCACCAUAGACUUUGUGCGCCCUUGCCAGGUGGCCCUGGUCCGCAUCUGGAACUACAAUAAAUCUCGGAUACAUUCCUUCCGUGGGGUGAAGGACGUCACCAUGCUGUUAGACGCGCAGUGCAUCUUUAGAGGAGAGAUCGCCAAGGCCUCGGGGACCCUGACGGGAGCCCUGGAGCACUUUGGAGACACUAUCUUAUUCACGACCGACGAUGACAUUCUGGAGGCCAUAUUCUGUUCGGAUGCGACAUUUGAUGUGGACGUGGAGGGCCCCUGCGGCCUGCGGAGUGCAGAGACGCUGAGGAGGCCCAGCACCGCGGACAGCGACGGGGCGGAGAGGCCCUACACCCAGGCGGGCUCCUGGGCUGAGGACCGGGUCCCAGGGCUAGAGGCGCCUCUCAGUCCCCCUGUCCCCGAAGUAACCACGCCAGAGCCAGGCAUCUACCAUGGGAUCUGCCUUCAGCUGAAUUUCACCGCCUCCUGGGGGGACCCGCACUACUUGGGGCUCACAGGCCUGGAGGUGGUGGGCAGGGACGGCCAGGCGCUGCCCGUCAGCCCGCACCAGCUCUCCGCCUCCCCCAGGGACCUGAAUGACCUUCCUGAGUACACCAAUGACUCCCGGACCCUGGACAAGCUAAUCGAUGGCGCCAACAUCACGAUGGAGGAUGAGCAUAUGUGGCUGGUCCCCUUCUCCCCGGGCCUGGACCACGUGGUCACGAUCCGCUUCGACAGAGCUGAGAGCAUCGCAGGCCUGCGUUUCUGGAACUACAAUAAAUCUCCCGAGGACACCUAUCGUGGGGCCAAGAUGGUCCACGUCUCCCUGGACGGCCUGUGCGUCUCCCCUCCCGAGGGCUUCCUCAUCCGGAAGGGACCGGGCAACUGCCACUUUGAUUUCGCUCAGGAAAUUCUCUUUGUGGACUACCUCCAGGCUCGACAGCUGCCCCGGCCAGCCCGGAGGCUGGGCACGCAAAGCCAGGAGCGGGCGAGCAUGGACUACGAGGUGCCCCUGAUGCCCUGCGGCUUCAUUUUUCAGUUCCAGCUCCUGACCAGCUGGGGUGACCCCUACUACAUCGGCCUCACGGGCCUGGAGCUGUAUGACGAAAGGGGGGAGAAAAUCCCUCUGUCGGAAAACAAUAUCGCCGCCUUCCCGGACAGCGUGAACUCCCUGGAGGGCGUGUGCGGGGACGUCCGGACACCCGACAAGCUCAUCGACCAAGUGAACGACACCAGUGACGGCCGGCACAUGUGGCUGGCUCCCAUCCUGCCCGGCCUGGUGAACCGGGUUUAUGUGAUUUUCGAUCUGCCCACCACCGUGUCAAUGAUCAAAUUGUGGAAUUACGCAAAAACGCCCCAUCGAGGGGUGAAGGAGUUUGGCCUCCUGGUGGACGACUUGCUUGUGUACAACGGGAUCCUGGCCAUGGUGGGCCACCUGGUGGGGGGCAUCCUGCCCACGUGCGAGCCCACGGUGCCCUACCACACCAUCCUGUUCACCGAGGACGCGGACGUGUGCCGCCAGGAGAGACACACGGCCAUCAGCAAUCAGGUGGAGGACCAGGACGUCCAGAUGAUGAAUGAGAACCAAAUCGUCACCAACUCGAAACGGAAGCAGAGUGUCGUUGACCCGGCACUGCGCCCCAAAACCUGCAUAAGCGAGAAGGAGACGGCCCGACGGUGGUGGUGCUGACUGCGAAGGAGGGAGAGCCGGCCCUCCGGCCAGCGCCGGGCUCUGUCACCCGCCCCCACCCUCGUCCUCAGCCCUCCGCAGUCUGGACUCCGGGGGCUGGAAGAGGGAGCCCUGCUGCAGAAGUGUGGCCGUGGCCUUCCUCGGCCCCGCGGCCCUGGGGCUCCCUCCCAGGACACCAGCUCGGUGCCCUCGCACACGCUCUGACGCCUGUCCCCGCUCAGCCCGGAUGGUGAGGUUGCCAGGGAGGACUACUACCCAGUGCGCAGUGUGGCUGCCCCGGCCCCGGGUCAGGCCUCAGCCAACAGCACCUUGAGCUGCACCCACGCCGAGGUGCCAACAGCUCUCCUCCCCCCACACCCCUGCCUCAUCCGGGGCCUGGCGGAGCUGGCUGGGAGGUGGGGCAGUUCCCCAGUCCCCAGUGUCCAGCCAGGGGUGCAACACCCCCCUCGCUCAUCCCAGGCAAGGAAGACAGUCCCCAGGGACCUGUGUCUCACUGAGGAGAGGAAGGGAGCUGUGCCCGCCCCCCAUGCAGCCAGGCCCCGCAGCACCUGCCAGGGGGACAGCCUCACACCCUAGAGGGCUCUGGACGCAGGGCAGCCCGAGGACCGGGGCCACACACCUACCCUCGCACCCCGGAAGCCACCUUGAACUUUAGAGGAGGGCGGCCGCAUCCCUGCGCUCUCACCAGGGGCUUCUCUCACUCGCCACCCCGAGUCUCACCCCUGCCGGGUGCCCUUGCCUGCGGGCAGGGCGGUGCUUGUCUCCCCCACCCCUUCCCCGCCGCUGCCGGCAGCUUCCCCGCAAGUUGGAAACGUGCCUUGCACCCCCAGCCGAGCGGGGCUCCGAGCGCAUCUAUUUCCAUCUAUGUAACAAGCUCGGAUCAGGGACCUAAUUGGUUUCCCAGUGGUGGGUAAUUUCUCGUUCCAAAUAUUAAUCCGCUGUUUUGCUGGCGCCCAGCCCGGCCCGCCGCGCCGCUGUACUCCGAGUCCGUUCCUAUGCAACCGGCAGCCCGCACUUGCUUCAUGAGCUUUGCCGAGCAGCUCUGCAAAUGCGCUUUUCAUUUGGAGCAGGGGGCCGGGCGAAGAGAAGGAAUGGUUUCUCCCAGAGAGGAUCCAUCAUUUCUGCGGCUUCCGCACUCACCACCCCUAUGUGGGGGCGCCCCAGAGGCCUGUGGGCUCCCAGAGGGGAGCCGGGGCUGGGGAUAGUUGCGGGUGGAUGGCUGAUCAGGCCGGCACUUAGGUACCUUUAAAGGCUGUUACAGCUUCCCAUCCCCACCUGAGGCUGGGGGCCCCUGUCAGGCUGUCGGGGAGUUUGCUGGAGCACCACACACACCCACUCCUAGAACCUCCGCUGAUGUUUAUAGUAAUUGUGUGCACCGUGUGGCUUGGGGGGCCCGCUGUACAGGCAUUAACUCUAAGAUAAAUCUCUAUUUUUCUCUCUUGCAAAAUCAAUAAAAGAUGUUGUUAAGAA
Suricata suricatta (meerkat) is the source of this 6498-nucleotide messenger RNA. RefSeq names its product KIAA0556 ortholog (gene KATNIP). The record is from RefSeq and is a predicted model, not a curated record. The transcript has 29 exons. The coding region runs from base 40 to 5028 and encodes 1662 amino acids. NCBI's taxonomy places the organism in Eukaryota, Metazoa, Chordata, Mammalia, Carnivora, Herpestidae.